AUGCUCCGGACCUGCCGAGUGCUCUGUUCCCAGGCCAGUCCCUCUGCUGGGGGCUGGCGGCCCCUGAACUUUGAUGGUGGGGCCUUCCACCUCAAGGGCACAGGAGAACUCACACGGGCUCUGCUGGUGCUACGGCUGUGUGCCUGGCCCCCUCUGGUCACCCAUGGCCUGGCGCUCCAGGCCUGGUCUCAGCGCCUCCUGGGCUCCCGGCUCUCGGGUGCGCUCCUCCGAGCAUCCAUCUACGGGCAGUUUGUGGCUGGCGAGACAGCAGAGGAGGUGAGGGGCUGUGUCCAACAGCUCCAGACCCUGGGCCUCCGGCCCCUGCUGGCAGUGCCCACUGAGGAGGAGCCAGACUCGGCUGUCAAGACUGGCGAGGCCUGGUAUGAAGGCAACCUUCACGCUAUGCUGCGCUGUGUGGACCUGUCACGAGGCCUCCUGGAGACCCCCGGCCCGACUGGGAACAUCCUCAUGCAGCUGAAGAUGACAGCGCUGACCAGCACUUGGCUCUGUAAGGCGCUAACCUCAUGGGUCAGAAGGCCAGGGGCUUCCUUGGAGCUGAGCCCCGAGAGGCUGGCAGAAGCCAUGGACUCUGGGCAGGACCUCCAGAUCUCUUGCCUCACUGCGGAGCAAAACCAGCAUCUCCAGGCUUCUCUGAGCCGCCUGCAUCGGGUGGUGCAGCAUGCCCGGGCCCAGCACGUGAGGCUCCUGGUGGAUGCUGAGUACACCUCGCUGAACCCUGCCCUCUCUCUGCUGGUGGCCGCCCUGGCCGCGCGCUGGAACCGCCCCAGGGAAGGCGGGCCCUGGGUGUGGAACACUUACCAGGCCUAUCUGAAGGACACACACGAGCGGCUGCAGCAGGAUGCUGAGGCUGCAGACGGGGCUGGCCUGGCCUUCGGGGUGAAGUUGGUCCGAGGGGCGUAUCUGGACAAGGAGAGAGAGGUGGCCCGGCUCCAGGGGACCGAAGAUCCCACUCAGCCUGACUGCGAGGCUACCAGUCAGAGUUACAGUCGCUGCCUGGAGCUGAUGCUGACCCACGUGUCCCGCCGUGGCCCCGUGUGCCACCUCAUGGUGGCUUCCCACAACGAGGAAUCUGUUUGCCAGGCGACCAAGCGCAUGUGGGAGCUGGGCAUUCCUCUGGACGGGCCCGUCUGUUUCGGACAACUUCUGGGGAUGUGUGACCAUGUCUCCCUGGCACUGGGGCAGGCCGGCUACGCUGUAUAUAAGUCCAUCCCCUAUGGCUCCCUGGAGGAGGUGAUCCCCUACCUGAUCCGGAGGGCCCAGGAGAACCGGAGUGUGCUGCAGGGCGCCCGCAGGGAACAGGAGCUGCUCAGCCAAGAACUUUGGCGGAGGCUGCUCCGGCGGGGCCUAAGUACCCUCGCAGCCCGCAGACCCGUAGUCCUCUCCUCCCUCGGACCCCAGCCACUGCGCUCAGAUCCCACCUCAGGGCCCUUCCCCGGCCUGCAGCCCUUGCCCUCGGACUGUCCUCCCCUGGACCCCUACUCCCUCACAGCCCGUAGAUCCCAGCCCCUCUCAGAUCCUAACCCUCAGAUGGAGUGCCCCGCCCUCAGAUUUCCAGAUCCCCUUCAGCUCUCAGAUGUGCUUAGCCCCCUGACCUUCUGGAUCCCAGCCAGCUCUGUCUUUAUCUCCCUGGAGGUCCCGCCCUUCACUUCCUCCUGCCCUCAUGAGCCCCCCUAG
This is a messenger RNA of Diceros bicornis minor, 1695 nucleotides long. It is a transcript of the gene PRODH2, whose product is annotated as proline dehydrogenase 2. NCBI's taxonomy places the organism in Eukaryota, Metazoa, Chordata, Mammalia, Perissodactyla, Rhinocerotidae. The transcript is spliced from 13 exons. Gene Ontology annotation, cellular component: mitochondrion. Gene Ontology annotation, molecular function: FAD binding; proline dehydrogenase activity. Bases 1 to 1695 code for a protein of 564 amino acids. The record is from RefSeq and is a predicted model, not a curated record.